This is a messenger RNA of Closterium sp. Yama58-4, 1683 nucleotides long. The record is from the annotation of a GenBank genome assembly. Lineage: Eukaryota; Viridiplantae; Streptophyta; Zygnematophyceae; Desmidiales; Closteriaceae.
AUGCUCACCCUCUGCUUCCCCUCGUCCCCCCUCUCCUUCCCCUCGUUCCCCCCUCUCCUUCCCCUUGUCCCCCCCUCUCCUUCCCCUCGUCCCCCCUCUCCUUCCCCUUGUUUCCCCCUCUCCUUCCCCUCGUCCCCCCUCUCCUUCCCCUUGUUUCCCCCUCUGCUUCCCCUCGUUCCCCCCUCUCCUUCCCCUUGUUUCCCCCUCUGCCUUCCCUCGUUCCCCCCUCUCCUUCCCCUCGUUCCCCCCUCUCCUUCCCCUUGUUUCCCCCUCUGCUUCCCCUCGUUCCCCCCUCUCCUUCCCCUUGUUUCCCCCUCUGCUUUCCCUCGUCCCCCCUCUCCUUCCCCUUGUUUCCCCCUCUGCUUCCCCUCGUUCCCCCCUUCCCCUCGUUCCUCCCUCUCCUUCCCCUUGUUUCCCCCUCUGCUUCCCCUCGUUCCCCCCUCUCCUUCCCCUUGUUUCCCCCUCUGCUUUCCCUCGUUCCCCCCUCUCCUUCCCCUUGUUUCCCCCUCUCCUUCCCCUCGUUCCCCCUUCUCCUUCCCCUUGUUUCCCCCUCUGCUUCCCCUCGUUCCCCCCUCUCCUUCCCCUUGUUUCCCCCUCUGCUUUCCCUCGUCCCCCCUCUCCUUCCCCUUGUUUCCCCCUCUGCUUCCCCUCGUUCCCCCCUUCCCCUCGUUCCUCCCUCUCCUUCCCCUUGUUUCCCCCUCUGCUUCCCCUCGUUCCCCCCUCUCCUUCCCCUUGUUUCCCCCUCUGCUUUCCCUCGUUCCCCCCUCUCCUUCCCCUUGUUUCCCCCUCUCCUUCCCCUCGUUCCCCCCUCUCCUUCCCCUUGUUUCCCCCUCUGCUUCCCCUCGUUCCCCCCUCUCCUUCCCCUUGUUUCCCCCUCUGCUUUCCCUCGUCCCCCCUCUCCUUCCCCUUGUUUCCCCCUCUGCUUCCCCUCGUUCCCCACUUUCCCUCGUUCCCCCCUCUCCUUCCCCUCGUUCCCCCCUCUCCUUCCCCUUGUUUCCCCCUCUGCUUCCCCUCGUUCCCCCCUCUCCUUCCCCUUGUUUCCCCCUCUCUUCCCCUCGUGCACAGCGAGCGCAGGUGACGCUAGCGCGCCAGCAAACAUCACGCGCCCCAUUAAUCCCCUGUUUCACCUCCUUUCCGCCCCUGCUUCACCUCCUUUCCCUUCCUGCUUCCCUCCUUUUCCCCCAUUGCUUCCCCUGCUUCCCCCCCUACCUCCCCUCCCUUCCCCCCUCUUCAUCCCCUCCUUUCCACUACUGCUUCACCUCCUUUCCCCCCCUGCAUCCCCCUUUCUCUAUCUGCUUCCCCUCCCUUCCGCCCCUGCUUCACCUCCUUUUCCCCCCUGCUUCCCCCCUUUUCCCCCACGGCUUCCCCUCCUUUCAACCCUGCUUCCACUCCUUUCCCCCCAUGCUUCUCCUCCCUUCCCCCCGCAUCCCCUCCUUUUCCCCCCUUGCUUGCCCUCCUUCCCCCCACUUUACCUCCUUUCCCCACCUGCUUCCCCUAUUUCUCACCCUCCUUUCGCUCAUUUCCCCCCUGUGCUUGCCUCAAUGCCUCUCCACCCCUUACAGCCCAAUCGGCUCCUUAGUUUGCUUAUUCACUGUCCUCCCUUUUGACCCUGCUAUGCUCCCUCCUCCCCUUGCUUACCCUCCCUCUUCUCUUCUACCCUCUCUAACCACUUUCCACCUCUAG